Molecule: messenger RNA, 962 nt
Organism: Lutra lutra (Eurasian river otter)
Lineage: Eukaryota; Metazoa; Chordata; Mammalia; Carnivora; Mustelidae
Product: ral guanine nucleotide dissociation stimulator-like
Exons: 5
Coding region: 121-837 (238 amino acids)
Source: RefSeq, a predicted model, not a curated record
CUCAGGAAGUGAUGUCACUUCCUUGACCCCACCCCCCCAGAACUUGGAACCCCUGUAACCAGGCACCCACAUUCUAGUCCGGUACAGGGUUACUUGGGUCAGGACAUUGGACACAGAACGAUGUUUUCCUGCUGUCUUCCUACUUCCUGGGGCUCUGGGUACCAGAAACCCCAGGAAAAUGGCUUGUUCCCAUGCUGCAGACAUUGGCUCAAACCUUGCCCCCAAUGCCCCCCCAGGGCAUUUCGAGGGAGAUGCCAUAAGAAUGCUCCAGAGGAGAUGGUGCAGGAGCUGAAUGUCGACAUCCCCUGCUCUCCUUCCUUGAAGGACAAGAAGCCCCACAAGGCCAACAGACUCUGGCGCUGGCUCAGGGGGAAAAAUGGUUCAACCAGGAAGAGGAGGAGGACCUCGGUGCUGUUGGCCAACCGGGCCAACAAGCUACAGGGCGCAAUAGAUCACCUGGUGCCUGCCGUCAUAAGACAAGAUCUACACUAUGUCCACAUCUUUCUGGACACAUACCGCGCCUUUGCCACCCCCCAGGAGGUGCUGGACCUCCUAUUUGCAAGAUUUGGAUGCGUUUACUCCACCUAUGACGAGGUCGGCGGACCCCAGGAGCAGUGCAACAUGGCCAUCUAUGCCAUCCUGAACACGUGGAUGGAAAAGUAUCCAGGGGAUUUUGUGCAGCCUCCGGAGUUUACCAGCUUGCAUGCGCUGCUGGCCUACCUGCAGGUCAAUGUUCCGGGCUCGGACCUGGAGCGCCGGGUCCAGCUUCUGCUCUCAGAAAUGCAACACGUUGAGGCCACAGAGCCAGAGGCUGUGGGUGAGGAGGACUUGGGGUGACUGAUGUGGGCCUGAGGAGGAGACAGGGUGGGCCACCCUGAGGAAGCCUCCGUAGAUUGUAGUUAGGCUGAGAGGAGUGAGUCGUCUCAGAUCACUGUCCCCAUGGGCAUCUGUUGGGGACACCU